Chelonoidis abingdonii (Abingdon island giant tortoise) is the source of this 1359-nucleotide messenger RNA. The record is from RefSeq and is a predicted model, not a curated record. Lineage: Eukaryota; Metazoa; Chordata; Testudines; Testudinidae.
UUGCUGUUGCAGAGAGAUCCAAGGGUGCCGCUAUCUCAGCCCAGAGACUCUCCACAUGGGUGUCAAACUGGAUUAGACAGUGUGAUCAACCUUGUAAUAUGACCUCUCCAGAUACUAUUUGCACACCCUCCACAAGGUCAAUCUCCUCAGCCAUCACCUUCAAGGUGUUCUUAGACAUCUAUAGAGCAGCAACAUGAGCAGUCCACACUUUCACAGAACGUUGCAUGAUCACUAGAGACUCCACCUCCUAUGCCAUCUUCAGCUCCACAGUAGAGUCAUCUGUAACUGACCUGACUUUGAAGUCUCAACACGCCCAUAAAGAUAGUGCUCAGGAGUUACCUGCAGAGGAGCACCCAUAUGGACGCUAAUCAAAGAAGUUACUCAUUUUGUGCAGUAAUUAUAGUUCUUCAAUAUGUGUUCCCCAUGGGUGCUCCGCAGACCACCCUCCUUCCCUGUUCUCCAGAGUUCUUGUCUAGGAUACAGCAGUAGAGAAGGAACUGAGGGGGGGUUAGCCCGCAUUUGUUGUCUAAAUCAACACUACUACUGAAGUUCUCCAAUCAGCAGUGCAGGGAAGCAAGCACCCCUGCAGUGGAGCACCCAUAGUGAAUCACAUCUUGAAGAACCAUCCUUACUGCACAAGGCAACAGAUAGUGAGGAAGAUGACGCUGUCAUAGGUCCAAUGCCUGCAAAAGGACCAAUAGAAUCCAGUGUAACUAGAGACUUUGAACGCAGAGCUCAGCGAAUGAAAGAAAAACUUACUUCAGAUGAUGAUGGGUCCAAGCAAGUUUCAAGGGAGUCUUGGAUGACUGAGCUUCCACCAGAAUUGAAAGGCUUUGGAUUGGGCCCAAGAACUUUCAAGAGAAGAACAGAUGAGAAGUCAGGAGAUAAGUCAAUUUGGACAGAUACUCCAGCUGACAGAGAGAGGAAAGCCCAAGAAAUGCAAGAAGCAAAGAAGUCAGCCAGUAAAGGUGAUGAAGAAAUUGUAUUAUCGGCAAGAGACAAGAGACUGGCUGAGCAGCUGUCUUCAUACAAUGACUCAAAAAGAUCAGAAUCUCUCAUGGAUAUGCAUCAUAAAAAAUUAAAGAGCAAAGCAAUUGAAGAUAAGAAACCUCAAGAGAGAAGGCCAUUUGACCGAGACCAGGACCUCCAAGUCAAUCGAUUUGAUGAAGUUCAAAAGAAAGCCCUGAUAAAGAAAUCCAGAGAGUUAAACACCAGGUUUUCACAUAGCAAAGGCAAUAUGUUUUUAUAAUGCAAAGAUAUGACUUUUCUUUCAGGAGAAAUUUAUUAAACUUCAGCAGCUUCCAAAAAAAGUACGUUUUUCUGUAAAUACUUGUGUGAAAAAUAAAUUUCUUUAUGUUU